AUGUCUCUCGCGCGCGCGGACGUCGGCGCGCGUCGCGCGGCGACGACGGGGACGGUGGACGCGCGGGACGGGCGACCGGGACGGGCGCGCGGACGAUGGGUGAGCGCGCGCGCGGGGAGGGGGGGGCGGAUGCCGCCCGCGCGGGCGGUGCGAACGCCGAUGAAACCGGUGGAGGAAGUGGCGGGUGAUGCUUCGGGCGUGGGUGGAGGGCUGUCGCAGCAGACGCCGUUUGAGCGACAGUAUAAGGAUUACGCGACGGGAUACGCCUCCGUCCCGGGAUUGGCGUACGAAAACAUGGGCUGGGUCACCGACGUUGAGGGUGAGAUCCCGAAGGAGAUGGAGGGGACGCUGCUGCGGAAUGGGCCGGCGAUGUACGAGCGAGGUGGGUUCGUGAAGAGUUAUCUGGACGGCGACGGCAUGGUUACGUCCAUCGCCGUCAAGGAUGGCAAGGCGUACUUCCGGAACAAGUUCGUGCGAACGGAACACUUCGACCAAGAGGAAGAGCAAGACAAAUAUAUCAUGCCGAGUAUCUUCACCGCGUCGGAUCCGAGACCGUUCCCGUUCUUCAGCCGCUUGUUCGGCGAUAUCAUCGGCGGCGAUCUCAGGCGUAAGCAGAACGGCGCGUACAACGUGCUCAACUGGGGCGAUUCUCUCGUCGCGGUCGAUUACAAGAAACCGUACGCGUUGAACCCGGACACGCUGGAGACUAUCGGUCACGGGGCGUGCGAUUUGUCCUCCGCCAUGCACACGUCUCACUACCGCACGGUUACCGAGCCGGAUGGAAGUAGACGUUGCGUCGCGUUCUUGAACGAGGUUGACUGGCGCACGGAGACGACGCACGCGGUAUUCUACGAAUUCGAUGAAAACGGGAAGGAAGUGUCUCGUCGUGCCUACGAUUAUCCUUCCUCGUACGUGCACGACCUGAUCGUCACGGAGAAUUAUUACAUCUUGUUUGACUGCCCGGUGAAGAUUGACUUUCCGGCGGUGUUCACCAAGUACAUCUUCGAAAAGUCGUGUCUCUCGGAGCUUAUUUGCGAGGACACGUCUCGUCGUCCAUUGUUUCGCAUCUUCCCGCGACGCGGAGACUCCAGGGAUGUCAAGACGGCGCCGGCGGACUACUGGUGCUACGCGUACCACCACGUCAACGGUUUCGAGGAUAAGGAUGGCAACGUUGUCUUUGACACGUGCACUUGGGACAAGUUCACCCUAUACUUCACGGAUAUUUGCAACCCAAACGGCGUUGAUAACUAUCCACGCAUGAAGCUAAGCCGUUUUAUUAUCGACAUGGACAAGCUCGAGGCGAAGCACUACUUGUUGAGCGACACCCCUUGCGAGCUGCCGAUCACGAGCUGGGAUUACACCGGUCUCCCGUACGAGCACAUGUACCUGAGCACGUCCGUCGGUCGCACCGAGGACGGCGUCAACGGCCCAAUGCAGGCUCUCAGCAAGGCAUCUCUCAAGAUUGAUGAGCAAAAGCUGUACUACGAAGAACAAUGGGUUCCAGGUGAUAGAAAGUUUGCCAUGGAGCCCUUCUUCGUCCCGCGUAAGGGUGGCACUGACGAAGAUGAUGGCUGGGUCGUCGCCCUCGUACACGACGCCGCCGCGGAGAAGAGUAACUUCGACGGACGCGGUACGGAGAUGGUUAUCAUCGAUGCGAAGAAGUUCUCGGAAGGCCCGGUCGCUCGACUUCGGUUGCCCUCGUACGUGCCGUUCGGCGUGCACGGUUCUUGGAGCCCGAAGUACGUCGCGGGCCCUCCAAAGGAAGAUGAACUUAAGAGAUUGCAGGAGAUGCGCAGCAAGAAUGACGGAAAGCCCAUCAGUCUUGGCGCUAGCGCAGCUGAACCGGUAAUCCACGCGACACCGUCGCCGCAAGCGAUCGGCGUCGGCGUCGCGUCUCUCUUAAUGGGCAUCACCGCCCUCUCCAGCAUUCUCGGCUGA
Messenger RNA from Ostreococcus tauri, 1938 nucleotides. Its product is annotated as Carotenoid oxygenase. Gene Ontology annotation, biological process: carotene catabolic process. The transcript has a single exon. The record is from RefSeq and is a predicted model, not a curated record. Gene Ontology annotation, molecular function: carotenoid dioxygenase activity. The coding region runs from base 1 to 1938 and encodes 645 amino acids. Lineage: Eukaryota; Viridiplantae; Chlorophyta; Mamiellophyceae; Mamiellales; Bathycoccaceae.